AUGCGGUUUGCGGUCUCAUCACUGUUGCUCGCCGCCGUGGGUGUGGCACAGGCGGCGUCGGCCUGGAGCUUCGACGACGGCAGCAUCACAAUAUCGUCCAAGGGCAGCAGCAACAAAGUGACGGAGAAGCUCAAUGCCAAGGCUUCGCUCGACAAGGCCCUCGUCCUCGGCAGCAACGACGUCGCCAAGAUCACACUGACCACCAAGGACAAUGGCAAGGAGAAGCGGCCGCAUCAGGCGUUUUUGUUGCUGCAAGACCCGGCAUCGGGUCUUGAGGCGCCCUUCCCGCUGGCCGUCAAGGAGAGCGGCAAGGGCUCCGUCCAGAUCUCCCACAAGGACAUUCCCGUGCAGCUCCUGGCGUCUGGCAACCCCAUCCACGCCCACCUCGUCAUCGGCUCCUUUGGCUCUGCCCAGGCCUAUGUCUCGUCGCAGGCGGGCGGCGGCCUCUUUGCGCUCACCCUGCAGCACGACCCCAACGCAGCGGCCCCCUCGUCGCCCGCGCCCGAGCGCUUCUCCAAGAAGGGCGAGAUUCACCACAUCUUCCGCGCCGACCCGCGCUCGCCGCCCAAGAUCAUUAGCCUGUUGUUUGUUCUGGCCGUGGCCGCGACGGUGCCCGUGCUGUUUGGCGCGUGGCUGCUGCUCGGCGCCAACCUGGCCCACCUGAGCAAGGCGCUGUCGGCAGCACCCCUUUCGCACGCCGCGUUCUUCGGCUCCAUCCUGGCCAUGGAGGGCGUCUUCUUCUUGUACUACACGUCAUGGAACCUGUUCCAGAUGCUGCCGGUAGCCGGUAUCGUGGGUGCGGUGGCGGUGCUGAGUGGCACCAAGGCGCUGGGCGAGGUGCAAGCGCGUCGCCUGGCGGGUGAGCGGUAA
Sporothrix brasiliensis 5110 is the source of this 870-nucleotide messenger RNA. Its product is annotated as oligosaccharyltransferase complex subunit delta (ribophorin II). The coding region runs from base 1 to 870 and encodes 289 amino acids. The transcript has 2 exons. NCBI's taxonomy places the organism in Eukaryota, Fungi, Ascomycota, Sordariomycetes, Ophiostomatales, Ophiostomataceae. Gene Ontology annotation, biological process: protein N-linked glycosylation. The record is from RefSeq and is a predicted model, not a curated record. Gene Ontology annotation, cellular component: membrane; oligosaccharyltransferase complex.